UUGAGUUGUGGUUAUUUAUCAAUUUUUCAGUCUCGAACACAUCAAUUAUUGAACGCGAAUCGGGAAUUACUUGAGCAGGUCCAGUGUCUUGUUCAAAGGUUGCAGCAGCUCGAAACGAAAAUCACGAACGAAAUUCAGCAAAGCGUACAGUCACCUGCUGGUGGUGGUCCCCACACGUCGUGGACGCCUCUUAGUCGGCCGCCUGCGUACAUGCCUUUACAAGAGCAGUAUGAUGCUCGCUUACCUGGUGGCACACAGCCGAAACAACAAAACCUACCUUAUCAGUACGAGAAAGCGUCGACCACGAUAAAACCGAACGCGCCAUCACACUACAAUGUGUUGAUGACGAAUCCGCUUGCGGAUGCCAGUAUUCCGUCAAGCAUGGCCGAACGAGAGCACGAACAACGGGAUAGAGAUGUGAGCAACUUGUUACUAAAUGCUGUUAAAGGGAACAUGUUAGGCACUUUAUAA
Cooperia oncophora is the source of this 471-nucleotide messenger RNA. The record is from the annotation of a GenBank genome assembly. Lineage: Eukaryota; Metazoa; Nematoda; Chromadorea; Rhabditida; Trichostrongylidae.